UUUUUGCCUGUUAAUAUGUUUACUUGGACUACAUUUCCCGUGAGCUUACCAGUCAUGUUUUCAUUUCCCGUGUUUUUCCUCUUUGCCAAAUGGGAGUGUAGUUGAAUUUUGGUGUUUGUGCAUGAUCAGUUUGUCUUCAUUAAACAUCCUGGUGGAUUGACUGUAAUUGAAACAGUCCCAGUGGAAGGCCAGCUAUGGAUAAGCGAUGCUAUGGAUGUACUUCAAAGUUCACUCUCUUCAAAAAAGAGUUGGGCUGCAAAAACUGUGGGCGCUCAUUUUGUUCAGGCUGUCUGACGUUUAGUGCAUUGGUGCCACGCUGCGGUAACACUCAGCAAAAAGUCUGCAAGCAGUGCCAUGGCAAUCUCACAAGUGGUGGAAAACAGAAUGAUGCUGCAAGAUGGUCACCACCUGAAAACUACAAAAAGCGGGUUGCUGCCCUCGAAGCCAAACAGUCCCAGUCUCAUCAGCCUCCAAGACAUGCUGGCAGAACGAGUAGUACAUCAGCCAAGGAUCUUAGUAAGGAGGACCAAGCCAUUGCACAAAGACUUCAGAAACUGAAGGAGGAAACAAAACCAAAGUCUAUACCAUCUGAGAAGGACAUAGAGACUCGUCUUGCUGCUCUGAAAGCUCCGAAUCAGCCGGUUCCUUCAGCUCGAGAGAUGGAAGACCGCUUGGCUGCUUUACAAGGAAGACCACCUCCUUCCCAAGCUCCUCCAUCAGUUCACCAGCCGCCUGAUAGCAGGACUCAAACCGAACAGGCCAAUGAUUUGAUCACGCAAAUGACAGAGGAAGUUGCCAUUGACAGACAUCAGUGUCCAGAUGCUGAUCAUUCAGAGCAUCCAGUCACACCCUUAAACGAUCUCAACAAGCAAUCAAGCGGGACAGCGGAUGAGAAUCUGGAUGAUGAGCAGCUGUCACUCAAACAGAUGGAGGAGGAAAAGAGCCGCUUGCUGGCCGAGGCCAUGGAGGAGCUGAAACGUGGGGAAAACUGCCAGAGCCAGCUUCUUGAUGUAGCUAAGAGACUGGCUGUGCUGCAGGGGCGAGACCCAGACAAAGUCACUAUGACAGACUUCCAGCAGCCUGACAGUGAUGAAGAGACUGAGGAGGAGGCAAUCGCCAGGAUCCUGAAAAGGAUGUCAGAGGAGACUGCCUUAGAUGAGGCCAGUGGUUAUAACAUCCCUCUAGAACACAGUGAUCCAGGAAAUGAAGAAAAGCUCAAUUCCAAUAAGAAGCAGGCAUCUAAAACAAAACCUGCUGCUGUCUCUGUGAACCGGGGUAAUGCACGUGAUGAGGAAGAUGAUGAUGAGGAAGAUGAGCUGCCCUGGUGCUGUAUCUGUAAUCAAGAUGCCACCAUUCGGUGCCACACAUGUGACCAGGACUUGUAUUGCAACCGCUGUUUUAGGGAAGGCCAUGAUGAAUAUGAUCGAAAGGAACACCGCACAUCCAGUUACACAGCCCCUAAGAAAGGCAAGAAGAAGAGCAGAGCUUCAAACCGCAGUUAAAGUGUGUGACUAACAACCUGAAAUGACCGCUUUCUCCUGCUCAGGGUCCCAAUGCGAUCGCCUUUCCAGGAAGCACUGAGGCAAGCACAAGGCCAUCCGUUGCACAUUAACACAGACAAUCCACCUAGCAGCAUCUUUCACAUGUAUCACAAGCUCGAGCUGUGAGGCAGGAACAGUCCACUCUGCACCACCAUACUGCCCUAGUAAUGUUUAAUUAUACACUUACAUGGAGGUUACAUGUUAAAGACUUUCAUACCAGGGAACUAAAAAGAAUUUUUUUUUAUAUAAAAUGAAAUUCAUUGAUAAAAGUCCUCUUUCACUGGGGACAGUUGUGGUGUCCCUCAGAAAAGAUGUUACAGUGAUGUAUUGUGGUAAAUAUGAAAUAAAAACUACAUUUAAAUACAAGAAGCAGUAUAUCCCUAGGCUGAGAAAAGGGCAGGAUUUCCAUUGAUGUAAAAUAUGUACGUUUAACAAAACUAAAUAUGUAAAUAAUGACAGAUUUAUGAUAAACAAAUUAAAUAAACUAUUUAUUAUAGUAAGAUGGACAUCGAAUGAAUUAUGGAAAAGCUGCAGAAGGCUAAAAUAGCUUUAGUAUGUAUGUUGUGGAUUUACUCCAGGUUCUUGUUUUAAUCAUGUCUCAUGUGCUGCCGG
This is a messenger RNA of Hemibagrus wyckioides, 2153 nucleotides long. RefSeq names its product zinc finger, FYVE domain containing 19 (gene zfyve19). Gene Ontology annotation, biological process: mitotic cytokinesis checkpoint signaling; abscission. The transcript has 13 exons. Lineage: Eukaryota; Metazoa; Chordata; Actinopteri; Siluriformes; Bagridae. Gene Ontology annotation, molecular function: metal ion binding; phosphatidylinositol-3-phosphate binding. Gene Ontology annotation, cellular component: cleavage furrow; centrosome; midbody. The record is from RefSeq and is a predicted model, not a curated record. Bases 195 to 1502 code for a protein of 435 amino acids.